Selaginella moellendorffii is the source of this 2478-nucleotide messenger RNA. RefSeq names its product WW domain-binding protein 11. The transcript has 6 exons. Lineage: Eukaryota; Viridiplantae; Streptophyta; Lycopodiopsida; Selaginellales; Selaginellaceae. The coding region runs from base 14 to 2275 and encodes 753 amino acids. Gene Ontology annotation, molecular function: RNA binding. The record is from RefSeq and is a predicted model, not a curated record.
GGUGGCAUUGGCCAUGGUUGUGUCGCCGCGCAGCCUCGCCUGUGGCGCCUCUCUCUCCGCCGCGGCAGUGGAAUACCGGCGCCUGGCCAUGGCGCGAGUCCUGGCAGCCAGAAUGCCCGCUCUUCUUCGCGAAUCCGUGGGAUCCAGGGUUCUGGUAUCGGCGGUCUCGAAGAGGAGCUUCGCCGCGCACGCUGGGCUUUCCAGGGAUUCCAGCAAUCUCUCCAGCAGAUUACCUGUGCAGGUAUCAUGGAGAAAGCACACUGAGAAAUCCUUUGCAAGACCCGCAGCAGUGGAGGAGCCACCCGAGCUCACGAAGAAGAGGCUCUCGCGAGACGAGCGUGCAGCACUAGUCAAGUCAUUCGUGGAAAAGUAUGCGUCGGAGAACAAUGGAGAGUUUCCAACUCUGGCUCUCGUCCUGAAGGAGACGGGUGGCUCGCGAGCCGUGGUGAAGGACAUCCUUGCAGACCUUCAAAGCAGUAUAACGGUGAAAGUGGAAGUCACUGCUACGCCGUCGACAGAAGAACCAUUACCCAAAGUCGAGCCUCCGAACGUUGCGAAAGCGUCGAGUCCGGCAGCAGCUGCAGUGAGCGAAUCCGAAGAGGAAGACGAGUCGGAAGAAGAAGAGGAAGUUUUGGAAGAGAAAACUUCUACUGCUCCUCCGCCAUCCAGCAGUGCUCCUGAAGAGAAGAUAACGAGCCUGAAAAGGGCUGCUGGCGAAACUCCUGGUGAAAUCAACAGCACCUACAUCGACAUUCUGUCGAGGUUGAAAAGCCUCGGCACCGAACGAAAAAAAGAAGAGACUGCAGCAGCUGUCGAGUCUGCUGCGUCCGAAACGGAGGAGAAAGAAAUCAAGCGGCCAAGUUUCGCAGCGAGAAUUCUUCCUCCUCGGCAUGGAAUGUUCGUCAGGUUUCUCAAUCCGGCGGCAACGGAGGAGGAUCUAAAGCAGGCCUUUGGAGACUGUGGAGAGAUAUCAAGAGUUUCAGCGGUCAAGCCAAUGAAACCCACUGCAAAGUUUACGUACGGUUUCAUUGAUUUCAAGACUGCGGAUGGUUUGAGCAAUGCUCUAAGGAAGAACGUUGUAAUUCUUGGGAACAAGGUGGAGACAGAGGCAGCACCGACACAAAACACGCAGCUUUCAGACGUUGCACCGAAAAUCAAAGAGCCUCAACCUGCUGGGGGCGGACUCAUCGACAACCUGGUCUCCAAAGUCGUAUCCAUGGUUCCUCCAAACACAGAAAACGCAAAGAACCAGAUGUCUCAAACACCGAGAGUAUGGAACGGCCAGGACGCUCCUCGGUUCAGCCAGCCAGGGAUGAUGAAUAUGAACAAAGCAGGAGGAGCUGUUGGUGAAAGGCCAGACUUUAAGCCGAAAGGGAUGGGAUUUCAAAAGAACGAAAUGAUGCCGCCACCCAGGAACGAGAUGCAAAUGCCACCGAGAAACGACUUCACACCAAGGAACGAUAUGCCGCCUCGAAUGGAUACGCCAUUCCCGAGGAACGAUAUGCCUCCUCCAAGGAUGGACAUGCCGCCACCACCGCCGCCACAGAUGCAGCAGCCGCCGAGACAGCUUCCACCGAGAAACGAAAAUGGAGGAUUUGUUUCGCCGAUUCCACCUCUUGGCGACCCGCAGAAGAUGAGGAAGGACCUGUCCGUGUGUGUGGAGAACUUACCACCGACGACCAACGUCACGCAACUCAGGGACGCGCUCGCGAUCCAUGGCGAGAUCUACGCAACUUACUUGAAGCACCGGGACAUGAAUUCAUCGACGUAUGUCUUCGAGUAUUUGACCGACGAAGGAAAAGAGAGCGCUUUGAGUGCUCACUGGGUCCAUAUCAACGGGCAGUUAGUGCGGAUCUCCAGAGCAGACGUCCCAAAGACGACGGUGGUGAGAGUUUCAAACAUCUCGCCCAGCACUCCGGACAGCGAGUUUAUCAACGCAUGCAAGUCGUGCGGCCAAGUCGAAAGAGUGGAGUCGAGACGGGAUCGCGUCAGGGACGUGUUCUACCACCCGGCCGAGACGAGGAACAUGAUAAAAAUCCUCGACAGGCUGAACGAAGUCACGAUCAAUCAGUCUCGAUGGCACGCGAAACCAGCGCCACGGUGCUCGAUCAACAUGCUCAACCGGCCGGAAGGAUCGGAGUUCAUCUGCCAACAGAUCAAAGCGCUGCUGAGAAACCAGGAAAGUAUGCUCCAGCAGCUCCAGAUCGAGCAAAGGGAUCUCCGCGAGCUCUCAAUGUAUGCGGUGGAGAUUCUCAACUCACAGAACAGGAAGUAGCCUUCUAAGAACACACAAGUGGAAGUUUUUGUUUCUUAGGUUUGAUUGAUUCUAAAGUUUCUAGUUUUUGUGAUAACUUUCAGAUAUUCCGUGGUUCUUUGCGGGCAAUAAAUACGCCUCUGUCGAUCCUCCUGGAUCUUCUCACGAAACUGUCCUCACAUGAAAAAUGUGAGAGAACUUAAAAGGAAUGAAGUUUAAGAAAA